AUGCAUACAGAAGUCGCGACGAUCGUGGAAGCAUCAAAGGCGACUCACAGCCAUCACGUUAUCAAUCCAAGUUUACCGUGGUACGCCUCGGAUCCGCCGGUGACGAGAACGAGGGACUGGUUCCUGACGACGAUGUCGAGGUGGUUCGUACCUCGACCCACCGCGACGCCGGACUGGAACAUCGGUCCACCGGUGACCACUCCUUGGCCCACCGCAAUGAUGCAGCCGCACGGAUCUCCCUCGAACGCCACUCCACCAUCUUGGCAAGAGCUGAACGACAAGAUGAAGUUCUGGAUCAAGACAGUGCUGCGGGUCCAUCGCUUCAACCAGACGGAUACGGAAAAACUCGCAAGUCAUCUGGCUUUUGUCUACGAGAAAGCGUUCGCACAUCAACAGGCGCCACGCAGAGGAAAACGAUAUUCCGGGAGGUCUAUGGCGGUGCAGGUGGUCAACUUGUCCGUGGACUACAAGGAGCGCCUCAUGUCCCUCGUGUACACGCUGUCCCAAGAGGGCAAGCCUGUCCCGGUGCAGCUUGCCGUCGACGCCAUGGCGUCGGUAAACGAGACCGACAUGUCCAGGCUUCUGGGGUACCAGGUCGUCACCAAGGCGGAACCUUACUUGAAACCAGCCCCUGCAAAAUCGUCGGUCCCGCUGGUUUGGAUCGUGACUGGCGUUUUGGUGGGAAUCCUGGUAUUCGUGAUUGUCUUUCUAAUCAUCUACUGCAAAUGCUGUCGCCCAAAGUUUGCCGGAGCUUCUUUGAGGGAUUCCGGCUCCAUCCACUCGUACGGGCGAGAAAACAGACUCAAAAUGUUCGAGGGAUCCCCCGGCACGUUUGGUACGCUUGCGGAGAAGUCCUACAAAGACGUGUUCACCAGUCCAAUUCAUAUACCUUCCGCAUCACCGGAGGAGCGAACGCCACAUACUUCCUACCCAAGACCCAAGAAGAUAUCGGAGUAUUACAUCAACCAGGCAUUUGACCCUGACCGGAGGCAUCGAAUAUCAACCGUUACUAACGUCACGUCCGAAAACCACGCUUACGUCAACGCCAAUACUCAGGAAGGCUUGCAUAUGCCGUAUUUUUAUCGCUCAUUUUGGCAGGGCUCGAACCCGGCCGCAAGCGGGAACUCGGGCAAGACGUCGACCGACGAGGAGAUCCGAGAAGCGCAGAAGCAGCUGGACUGCAUGAAGAAGCGAAUCGGAGAAAUCCUGGACGACGCUCUCGCCAAGGCGGCCCCGAAGAAAGUCUACGGCAGCCUCAGGAAGAAACGGGUGUCUCCGUCGUCGUCGGACGUACGGCGCUCCAGUAGCCUGAGGGCUCCCAAACGUGACCAACAUCACAUCACGACACUAGAGCCUCAGGCAGAAAGGAUGGCCACGCCGGCGGAGACGCCCGUCAAGCGCGAUGCACCGACGCAGACCCCAGCGGAGUCGAAGCCCCGAGUCAUCUGGUCCAUCUGCAAGACAUCUGAGGUCGCCGCACAGACUUCGCUGUCGGAGGGCCGGAAUGGCCGACACGUUUCUGGAUUGAGCGUUGGUACGGACAACAAGACACAUCCGCCGGCAGUCACCGACAUUCACAAACCGACGCAGACGGUCAUCAACGCCAUCCGGGGAGAACUACAAAAGUUUAACGCUGCUCACAGAACGCACCAGGGAGAGAGUUUCGCAUAA
Ixodes scapularis (black-legged tick) is the source of this 1671-nucleotide messenger RNA. RefSeq names its product UPF0606 protein KIAA1549. The record is from RefSeq and is a predicted model, not a curated record. The coding region runs from base 1 to 1671 and encodes 556 amino acids. The transcript is spliced from 11 exons. Lineage: Eukaryota; Metazoa; Arthropoda; Arachnida; Ixodida; Ixodidae.